AUGCCCCUAGGCAUCCUUGAAGACACCAAACUCGACCACGUCCCUGGGACCGCUCCCCUCAACGAGCUGGAGCUCGGCAGCGAGGACGUCGGUGUCUCUGGCGUCGACCCCAGCUUGCUCAAACACGACUCAUCCGGCCGCUUCGUGCUCGUCCCCCAGCCAUCAGACUCGCCCAAUGAUCCGUACAACUGGCCUAGAUGGAAGAAGGAGAUGUUCACGGUGGCGUUUGCGUGGGGAUGUGGAUGUGUGGGGGCAAUCGGCCCCCUCCUCGGCGCAGCCUUCGUCCAACUCGCCGAGCUGUUCAACGUCGAACUGACGACGUUCGUCUCCGGUCUGCAGGGCGGCAUGAUCGCCAGCAUCGCCGUCGGCAGCGUCGUGUUCAACUCGCUGGCCGUCAAGUACGGCAAACGGCCCAUCUACCUGGCGACGACGCUGGGGCUGAUGGCGUCUGCGUUCUGGGGCGCUGAGGCAAAGAGUUUUCCGUCGCUGGUGGCGUCUAGAGCGCUGGCGGGGUUGUGUUCGUGCAUGAACGUGGCUUUUGAACAGCCAUUUUCAACCUGGGCGUAUUGGGUGGAAUCAACCUUGCGACUCCAAUCGGUUACGAUGGAUGGAAAACCAACUCUCGAACACGUCGAACGCGCCGGUGACAAAGAGACUGGUGCUACAGCUACAGCUUCAGCUUCUACAGCUUCUUCCUCCCGACCCAGUUCCACUGACAAACCAAUCUCCUACGCCAGACAGCUCCUCCCCUACAGCGGCUACGUCAACGACGUCUCGUUCUGGAACACCCUCGUCCGGCCAUUCUACCUGCUUGGCUCCCCGGCCGUCGUCUGGGCGACCAUCAUCUUCACCACCGACAUCUCCUGGCUCGUCGGGAUUUCCGUCACCCUGUCGCAGAUCUUCUCCGCGCCGCCGUACAACUUCUCCAUCGGCGCGGUGGGCGCGACCAACAUGUCGUCGUUUGUCGCGUCGGUCAUAGGGACGCUGGUCGCCGGGCCGCUGAUCGACGGCGUGGUGACGAGGAUGUCCAAGAGGAACAAUGGGAUAUUCGAACCAGAAUUCCGCCUCCCCAUCCUACUGACCAACCUCCUCUUCACGGCAACCGGCUUCUUCGCCUGGGGCCAGUCCGCCUACGCGCUGGACCCCUGGCCCGUCCCCGUCAUCGUCUGCCUGGGACUGAUCAACCUGGGGGUGCAGCUGGCGACGACAGGCGUGGUGGCGUACGUGGUGGACUGCCACCGCGAAAAAGCCGGCGAGGCGUUUGCGACGAUGAACUGCCUCAAGAACCUGUUCGCGUUUGGGCUGACGUUCUACAUGAACGGGUGGCUUGCGAGCCAGGGGGUGAGGAAGACGUUUUUUACCAUUGGGGGGAUUACAGUCGCUGUUACAUUGCUGACUGUGCCGAUGUACAUCUACGGCAAACGCUCCCGGAGCUGGGUCCAUCGUCACAAUAUCACUAAUCGGAUAUAG
This is a messenger RNA of Rasamsonia emersonii CBS 393.64, 1470 nucleotides long. RefSeq lists its product as uncharacterized. Gene Ontology annotation, molecular function: transmembrane transporter activity. Gene Ontology annotation, biological process: transmembrane transport. The coding region runs from base 1 to 1470 and encodes 489 amino acids. The record is from RefSeq and is a predicted model, not a curated record. The transcript has 6 exons. Lineage: Eukaryota; Fungi; Ascomycota; Eurotiomycetes; Eurotiales; Trichocomaceae.